Messenger RNA from Pseudozyma flocculosa PF-1, 1590 nucleotides. RefSeq lists its product as uncharacterized. The transcript has a single exon. The coding region runs from base 1 to 1590 and encodes 529 amino acids. Gene Ontology annotation, cellular component: intracellular anatomical structure. Gene Ontology annotation, molecular function: NADP binding; NADPH dehydrogenase activity; FMN binding. NCBI's taxonomy places the organism in Eukaryota, Fungi, Basidiomycota, Ustilaginomycetes, Ustilaginales, Ustilaginaceae. The record is from RefSeq and is a predicted model, not a curated record.
AUGCUCCGUCGUACUGCUCGCUGGCCACCCUUGACCACACCCGUCUGCCUCACCACCACCACUUGCUACACGCCUACUCGCAGCCGCAUCCUGCCCCCCCUGACCUCGUCUCCGUCCCCUCGUCACGCCCUCAACCGCCUCCUCUCCACCGCCCCGCAAACCCCUUCCGUCACCAUGUCCAACACGAGCGGCACAAAGGUGGCCAGCCUGCCCAAUGGCGAAAUGGCCGCCUCCAACUUUGUCUCUGGCUUGACGCAGCCCGACACCCACGGACCCAUCUCGGCCCUCGCCCUCGACAACUUUGCCGCCGUCCGCACCGGUCACCCGCCCCCGGGCACGUUGCCGGACGCCAUCCUGCCCGAGGGCGUCGACAACCCCCGCCUCUUCACCUCGGUCACGCUGCCCUUCGUCGAGCAGCGGUACAAGAACCGCGUCAUCGUCUCGCCCAUGUGCCAGUACUCUGCCAACAACGGCAUGCCCUCGCCCUACCACAUCGCCCACCUCGGCUCCUUUGCGCUGCACGGCGUGGGCAACAUCAUGGUCGAGGCAUCGGGCGUCGUCCCCGAGGGCAGGAUCACGCCACAGUGCCUCGGCAUCUGGUCCGAGGCCCACCGCGACGCCCACCGCGCCCUCGUCGCCUCGCUCAAGUCCUUCACCGACGGCCUCGCCGUGGGCAUCCAGCUGGCCCACGCCGGCCGCAAGGCGUCGACCUGGUCACCCUUCCACCGCGGCGACAAGAAGUUCAAGAACUACGUCACCGAAGCCGAGGGAGGGUGGCCCGAACGCGUCGUCGGGCCCUCGGCCAUCGCCUACGACGAGGGCCACAUCACGCCCAAGGCCCUCACCGUCGACGAGAUCCGCGAGCUGCAGGCGCGCUUCCUCCAGUCGGCGCGCUGGGCCUUUGAGGCCGGCUACGACUACGUCGAGCUGCACGGCGCCCACGGCUACCUCUUCCACAACUUCCUUAGCCCGCUCAGCAACCAGCGCACCGACGAGUACGGCGGCUCGUUCGAGGGGCGCACCAAGUUCCUCGUCGACACGGCGCGCCAGAUCCGCGCCGAGUUUCCGGACAAGGGGCUGUGGGUGCGCAUCUCCUCGACCGACUUUGCAGACGAGGCGGGCAAGGGUGACAGCUGGACCGUCGACCAGUCGGUCCGUCUGGCCCUGAUCCUCAAUGACCUCCACGUAGACCUGAUCGACGUCUCGGGAGGCGGCCUGGUGCCCUUCCAGAAGAUCAAUGUCGGCCCGGGCUACCAGCUGUUCGGCGCGCGCGCCAUCCGAAAUGCCCUCGUCGAAAAGGCCGGCAGCGGCGGCGGCGCCGGACGAGAAGAGGCAAAGAGGAUGCUCGUCGGCGCCGUCGGCAUGAUGGAGGGCUCGCCCGACGCCGACAACGCCCAUGACCCGUCAGUGACGGGCACGCUGGCGGAAAAGUCGCUGCGCGAGGGCGACUCGGACGUCAUCCUGCUCGCGCGUGGGAUGAUGGCCAACCCAAAGUGGGCAGAGGACGCCGCCGUCGCCCUCACGGGCAUCCGAUGCGCGGGCAACCCGCAGUACCACCGCGUCCACCCGGCCAAGCGCCCGCAGCACUAG